AUGGAGACAACCACAUCCCCGCCGACACCAGUUCCGCCGUGCUAUUGGCAAGAAAACCGCGAUAUCUUCGGCAACUGCUUCCCUGUCGACUGUGACAGGGGCAUCUACAAUCAGAGUGACCAGUGUGGAGACGGGGUAUGCUGCGCGACGGGCGACAAGAUACAAUGCUGUGAUGACAUUAACGAGUGUGAGACCAACAAUGGCGGUUGUGAGCAGAUCUGUACCAACACCAUCGGCAGUUUCGAGUGCUCUUGCAGGGAAAAUUUCGUCCUCGCCAAUGACAGCUUGUCCUGUAACGCGGAUCUGCCGUGCUAUUGGCAAGAAAACCGCGAUAUCUUCGGCAACUGCUUCCCUGUCGACUGUGACAGGGGCAUCUACAAUCAGAGUGACCAGUGUGGAGACGGGGUAUGCUGCGCGACGGGCGACAAGAUACAAUGCUGUGAUGACAUUAACGAGUGUGAGACCAACAAUGGGGGCUGUGAGCACAACUGUACCAACACCAUCGGAAGUUUCGAGUGCUCCUGUAUGGAUAAUUUCCUCCUAGCCAAUGACGACCUGGCCUGUAACGCCGCGGUGUGUCAUUGGGAAGGCGGCCCCGGUUUCUUGGGCGUCUGCAUUACUGGCGACUGCGUUACUGGCACCUUCAUCCGGAGUGACCCCUGUGGAGACGGGGACCCCUGUUGUUCUGUAGGCGAAUAUAUAUAUUGCUGUGAGGUAAUAUAAAAGUGGCACAAAAUGGUAUGGAAUACUAAUGAAAGUAUGUUACAUUGUUAAGUGGCAGAUUCAGAACGAGAUAAAGACAAAAACUUAUCCUGACAGCAAGUGUAAUUAAUUGUACAAGCGGCUGGUAAUUUUUAACGCCAUGUCAUCUUUUGAGCAACUCCUUCUAAGUUGCUUUUUAGCAUACUAUUUGAUGUUUAAAUAAUAGACUAAUUAUUUUCAAUACCCGAAGUUGAGAAGUUGUCAAGUCCUGCGGCAAUGAGGAAUUCUGAAAGCCUGUAAACCCGAUAACUCAAGAAGGCUUGGAUUGAUUGUCUUGAUAUUUAGCAGGUGGGUUGGUCUCAUUGAACCCUCAAAACGAUUAUAUUUGGGCCCUCUAGCUGCUUGUUAAGGAACUGCAUCAGAACUUACUGUUUUGAUAUGGUCACAAAUUCUGAAUGGUAGGUAGCUCUUGUGCUUGGAAAGAGGUGACAUGAGUUUGGACCUCCUAGCAGCUUAUUCUGGUACUGCAGGGGUGUUUGUUGAAAAUAUUUGAAGGAUAACUCAAGAACCAGUUGACAGAUCGUCGUGAUGUUUGGUAUAAAGGUAGCUUACGUGAUGCUUGACACAAUGAAAUAACAUGACAAAAAUUAUGCAAACAAGGACCAAAUUUGCAAAGUAAAGCUGCUGCGUUUCAUGAAAUGAAUAUUCAAACUUGGCAUGUGUAAUUGAGAACAAGGUAAACAUCUGCAGAUAUUGAUUAUGUGCAUGAAGACCUAAUUUGCAUAGUUGAUGAGAAAAUUCUAUAAUUCAUUAGUGGUAACUGCCGUUAGUUUCAUACUUGCGGCAUUUGGAGAUUAAGUAAAGGUGAACAUCAUUAAACAUUCAAACAUUGCAUAAUUUAUGAGGAAAUGCUCGAUUGCCCCUCUAUGUUCAGAUAAGAUGGUCAUUUGGUCGGGUAUGU
Branchiostoma belcheri (Belcher's lancelet) is the source of this 1663-nucleotide messenger RNA. Its product is annotated as signal peptide, CUB and EGF-like domain-containing protein 1. The record is from RefSeq and is a predicted model, not a curated record. Lineage: Eukaryota; Metazoa; Chordata; Leptocardii; Amphioxiformes; Branchiostomatidae. Gene Ontology annotation, cellular component: cell surface. Bases 1 to 723 code for a protein of 240 amino acids. The transcript has 6 exons. Gene Ontology annotation, molecular function: calcium ion binding. Gene Ontology annotation, biological process: signal transduction.